Messenger RNA from Tribolium madens (black flour beetle), 526 nucleotides. RefSeq lists its product as uncharacterized. NCBI's taxonomy places the organism in Eukaryota, Metazoa, Arthropoda, Insecta, Coleoptera, Tenebrionidae. The coding region runs from base 23 to 457 and encodes 144 amino acids. The record is from RefSeq and is a predicted model, not a curated record. The transcript is spliced from 2 exons.
UCCGAGACACGCUCCAACCCGGAUGGAAGACCUUCGAUGGUCAAAUUCAAGAAGUCGACCUCGCCUCUUUUUCUUUUUUCCCAAUCGGCUUCUAUAUUUAAACUGGAUCGAAAUUCCUGCAUACAAAACCAUGAAUACAUUCCUUACUCUCGCAUUACUUUUUCACGUCAUUGCGUGUCUUCCACCCCAAAUCAUCCACCAAACGCAACAUCUCACCAAUGGAUACAGUUUCGAGUACGAGGCAGAGGAUGGGUCAAAGCGGCGGGAAAUUGGCACUUUUACGUACCGCGAAAAUGACACUCAACCCGUGUUAUUUGUGAAGGGGAUGUACUCGUAUUUUCUGGAUGGAAGGGAGUUUAUUGUGCACUAUGAAGCGGGACAAAAGGGGACAAGAACUAGAGGAGACAUCGUCCCGAAAAAAAYUAAUUAUGAGCAAAAUAAAAAUAAACUUAAUUAAUUAGUUAAAUAUCGGUACAUAAAUGUAUCAAACUUUGGUGUUAAUAAACAUUUAUUAUUUUGUCUUGCA